Messenger RNA from Mycena indigotica, 1932 nucleotides. RefSeq names its product Beta-lactamase domain-containing protein. The record is from RefSeq and is a predicted model, not a curated record. Lineage: Eukaryota; Fungi; Basidiomycota; Agaricomycetes; Agaricales; Mycenaceae. The transcript is spliced from 12 exons. The coding region runs from base 1 to 1932 and encodes 643 amino acids.
AUGCGCCCGCGAAAGUUUGAUCCAAUCCUUUCCUCGGACAUUGACACUUUCGUCCAUAAUAUUCUUACCGCUUGGAACUCGCCCGCUGGCAUAGCAUUGGCCAUUGUACGCGAGGACGGACGAGGCGGAUGGUUCGUUGAGAAAAAAGGAUAUGGUAAUGCAACUGCAGAUGGCAAACCGGUCACCACAGACACACUCUUUGGUAUUGGAUCUGAGUCCAAACUUUUUGACGUUCUGGCGACAGGCUUAUUGGUUUCCAACAAAUCUCUUGCCACUCCCAUUAGCUGGACAUCGAAAGUCGCGGAUAUUAUUCCUGGAUGGAGCCUUAUGGACACAGUUUCAUCUUCAGCAAGUACCCUUAUCGACUUAAUGAGCCACCGCACGGGCCUACCACGUCACGAUGGUAUGCUCAGUCGCAAUGACACCCUGCCUACUAUCAUCAGUCGCCUGAAGUACCUCAAACCAUCAACUGGCUUUCGCGAAACACUCCAGUACAACAAUCUCAUGUAUGCAGUGUUGUCGUACUUGCCCACCGUCCUGCUGCCAUCCAAGCCAAGUCUUGCAAAAUACGUUAAAGAGAACAUCUUUGACCAACUCGGCAUGAAAUCGUCCACAUAUUCCUUCACUUGGGCAAACGCAACAGGGAAAAUGGCAGACAGCUUUGCACGAGAGGCGAAUGCCACUACCAAUCCACUGCUUCCCGGAAGAACACACCCGAUACCUUUCUGGUUACAACUGGGUGGCGAUCAAGGAAAUUUCGCCUCUGGUCCUGGAGGGGUAAUCAGCAAUUUGGACGAUCUUGUUCUCUGGCUGAAAAUGCUCAUGUCUGAUGGGGUCAAUCCUGACACAAACAUGACCGUGAUACCAAAGGACGUUUUGACAACGAUUACAACUGGAGUGACAGUGUGGCCAUCUGAGGAGUUCCCCGAACUUUCUCCAAGCACCUAUGGUGGAGGAAGGUAUCGAAGUAACUAUAGAGGUCACGACUUGAUUGAACAUGGCGGUGAUAUUCAGGGAUGGCACAGCAUGAUCACGUGGUUUCCCAAUGAUGGUGCUGGCAUGAUAAUUCUCUCCAACGACGACUUGGUCUACACUCGCGAAGUCAUUCGUUAUCGUGUUCUUGAUGCCCUUUUUUCUCUAGAGCCUGUGGACUGGAAUGCGAGAUAUCAACAAAUUGCUACAGGUACUGCUGCUGCUCGUGCCGCAUUUGUCAGCACAUCUCGUCCUCCCAAUGCUGCACCGCCCACAGUUCCAGGUGGCCUGGAAGCUAUGCCAGGAACAUACAGCAACCCUGGCUACACCUCCCUUGAGCUUUGUCUUAUUACUCCAACGCCAAAAUUGCAGUCAGAUCCUUGCAAAGCACUUGCAACAACUCUCAGUUCGACUUAUCCUCAAUUUGUUGCCGACCCUCGAGUCCCCACACUAGCUUUCACGUGGGACCGCCUUGCCGCCCAAUAUGUGACUCUUUCGCACUUCAAUGGGGAUAUUUUCAACCUGACAGGAUGGACUGGAAUGCCUACCGACCCUCGAAAUUUGUCUUCUCCGUUGUGGGCGCUUGAUGCCCGCUUUGCCGGGACCAUUGCGCUGUCUGGUACUGAUAAAAAUGGCAUCCAUGGCUUCGGCUUCAUUGGGGGGAUAUGGGGCGCUGGUGUUGGCGUCCAUGAUCCGAUCGGCCAAACGCCUGAAGAUAGAAGUGAGGUGUGGUUUACCAAGACUGAAAACACGUCUGUCCAGAGUUUGGCGCAAAAUGUCGUUUCUGAACCAUCAAUGACGAGUGGUCCAACCUCCGGAGAGGAAAAUCAUGGCGUAGUCAUAGUUGGGCUUCUUGCUGGGAACUUGGUCGUAUUGACGGUGAUUGCAGCUCUCGCCGUGCUCAACUACGUUCGCACACGAACAGUUAAAUAUCGACGAGUCAAGAGCCAGGAAAUAUAG